Messenger RNA from Lytechinus variegatus (green sea urchin), 1663 nucleotides. RefSeq names its product neuromedin-B receptor-like. Gene Ontology annotation, biological process: G protein-coupled receptor signaling pathway. NCBI's taxonomy places the organism in Eukaryota, Metazoa, Echinodermata, Echinoidea, Temnopleuroida, Toxopneustidae. Gene Ontology annotation, cellular component: membrane. The coding region runs from base 331 to 1464 and encodes 377 amino acids. The transcript has a single exon. The record is from RefSeq and is a predicted model, not a curated record. Gene Ontology annotation, molecular function: neuropeptide Y receptor activity.
GUCAUUUUGAUGAAUAUUUACCAUUUAAACAUAUAUAUGUUUGACCGCAAGCCAGACGUAUUAUUAGACAGAGAGGAAAGGCUUUGGUAACAAACACCCUUCAUACUUAUUCCCACUUCACAUCCUCGCUCGAGGUGGAUUAGUGCACUUCAGAAGGAAGACGUCCAUUCUACCGUCACCAAUAACAGGCAUCUUAUGUUAGACAUUUCAGAGACGGCACUUGAUUGGUCGGCCGUGCUGUAUACUUGGUGCGCGAGCCACAUCUGACUUUGACGGAGUUCGAUCUCAACUUUUUUUUACGCGGGGUCGUUUAAGAAGACGGACUUAGCGAUGUGUCGCAACAUACUACAGCCCGCCAUGGCGCAGUUAGGAGAGCCGAGCGCCGGAGCAGAUACUUCAUUUCCAAAUUACUCCUAUGAUAUGAGCGGCAAUUAUACUGAAGCUGGAAACCUACCCUUCUCCCUGGCGGCUCCGAUUUUCAUGAUAUGCACCGUCAUAGUGGGGACUCUCGGAAACGGAGGAUUAAUUUACAUACUCUUGCGGAACCGCGACAUGAGAAACAUACCUAACCUCCUGAUUUUGAACUUGUCACUUGGAGAUUUCCUCUAUCUAACUUUCAAUGUGCCGUUUUACAUCGCCACUUAUUUGUCCGGUUCUGUCAAAUGGAACCUUGAUCUGUGUCGAUUUGUAAAUGCUGUGCAAUUUAUUUCACAGGGCGUGUCCGUCUUGACUUUGACUGCAUUGAGCACGGACCGGUAUUACGCAAUCGCUCGACCUCUGGAGCAACGACAGAGCAACUCGACUCGGCGAACUCUCGGACUAGCUGCAGGGAUCUGGCUGCUAUCCACCAUCUUCGCCGUACCAUCCAUGGCACUGGCUACCACAGAAACAGGAGGUUGUUCGUUAGCCUACCAAACCCCAGGAACUAGGGGUUACUACGCUUCACUCUUUAUAUUCUUGUACGUCAUCCCACUUGUCGUUAUAUCGGUGUUUUAUUCACUCACAGCAAUCGCUCUUCUGAAAGGAACCUUCAAACUCGAAUCUCGAGUUCGUCAAGGUGGUAACGAGAAGCGUAUUCGAUCACGGACUCGUCUGGCCAUCAUCAUCCUCAUCGCAGCCGUCUGCUUUGCCAUCUGUUGGUUUCCUUUCUACUUGUUCACUCUCUGGUUCGAGUUCGGUUUCGACCCUAGUCUCUUCAUCAAACCCGCCAUGUUUUGUCUAUUUGAUAUGCACUAUCUGCUACCUAUACUGGGAUCAUGCCUCAACCCCAUCAUCCUCUUUGUCAUGAGCUCCAACUAUCGGCGCCACCUUCGUGACAUCUUCAGGUGCAACUCGACAGCGGCAAAGCGCCACUUCUCUUCAGCGAAGUCUUGGACGAUGAUGUCCCUUCGCACCAAUUCCUACUCAUUAUCCCCGAGCAGUGUGACUGAAAUGCCGACCCGGUGUUCAACCCACCUAUCGUAGCCACGUCAGAGGACAGUUUACAACAGUGAACCACCUGCGAAUUGUGAGGAAUCUAAGAUCAGGCCAUUAACAAUGGAAACACAAAGAGGUAUAACUUUGAAUGAUAAACAAAUUACUGACAUGUUUAUAAAUUGUCCAUUUACAGCACUAUAAACACUGAUUUCUACGAAAGUUUUCUUUUUCUUGUUGUAACGACUGG